Teleopsis dalmanni is the source of this 1800-nucleotide messenger RNA. RefSeq names its product GPI mannosyltransferase 2-like. Lineage: Eukaryota; Metazoa; Arthropoda; Insecta; Diptera; Diopsidae. Gene Ontology annotation, cellular component: mannosyltransferase complex; endoplasmic reticulum membrane. The coding region runs from base 263 to 1603 and encodes 446 amino acids. The record is from RefSeq and is a predicted model, not a curated record. The transcript is spliced from 2 exons. Gene Ontology annotation, molecular function: alpha-1,6-mannosyltransferase activity; GPI mannosyltransferase activity. Gene Ontology annotation, biological process: GPI anchor biosynthetic process.
UGGUUUUAUUUUUGCAUAUCUCAAUGUCAUUCAGACGAGAUCAGCUGAUGGCCACCUGCAUAAUUCGCACAAACACUGAUGCAUCCGUUUUGUUGUGCCGGUUAUCUGUUAGAAGUUUUGGUGGUUGACGUAAGAUGAAUGUUGGAUAUAUGUAAAAUAAUAAAAUAUCAAUUUUUUUUCGAAAUCUUUAAAUUUUUCAAAUUUUUCAUUUCAUAAAAGAAAAAUUAUUUAUUUGGUUUUACAAAUUUAAAUAUGCAAAACUAUGACCGAAAAAGUGACUAAAUUGGCAAUUUCAAGUCGAGUCAUUUUGUUGACGUUGCAGUUGCUGACUAAUUUAAUACUGUCGGAUCAUAAACCAGAUGUUUUUCGUGCACCAAUACUCCACAAUAAUAAUGAAACCAGAGUUACGAAUUGGCUGGAUAAAACCGUGCAAACUUGUUUAGGUGGUUUGCGACAUUGGGAUGGCGAAUAUUUUCUUCAUAUUGCGGAACAUGGUUAUACCUAUGAAAAUACGCUAGCAUUUUAUCCUCUCUAUCCAGUCACAAUUAAUAUCCUUGCAAGCAGCUGUGAUUACCUGCCACUACAUUUGUCGGCGCGUAGUUGGACGUUGCUCGUAGGUGUGCUGAUCAAUAUAUAUUGUUUUUGUAAGGCGGCAAAUGUACUUUAUGCAUUAACACAACGAAUAUUUAAUGAUUCUAACAAAAGCUGGAAUGCAGCAUUAUUAUUUUGUUUUAAUCCAGCUUCAAUGUUUUUUACCGCCACUUAUUCUGAAUCAUUAUUUUGCUGGUUAACGUUGGAAGUUAUGCUGGGCUAUGCAACAAGAACACGCUUUGGAUUAGCUACAAUCAUUUUGGGUUUAUCAAUAGUAACUCGCUCCAAUGGCUUCAUCAAUAUGGGAUUUCUGGUAUAUUUUAUGUUGCGCGAUUGUAUUGUGUAUUCGAAGAGUUAUGUUUGGACAGUUGUAAAAAUAUUUAUUCACGGAAUAACGGCACUGAUACCUUUAACAUUUUUCUUUUGUUACGCAUAUCAACAGUUUUGUACGUCACAUAAAAUCUCUAGAUAUCCACAAGAGAUUGUGGACUAUGCACAUGAGCGGAAUUAUGUUUUAGCCGGAACGCGACUGCCAAACGAAUCACCAUGGUGUGAUCAAUCUAUACCAUAUCCAUACUCGUAUGUACAAUCUCAUUACUGGAAAGUGGGCUUUCUCCGCUACUACGAAAUAAAGCAAUUACCAAAUUUUAUGCUGGCUCUUCCCAUAUUGAGUUUUCUGUGCUACCACUGUUAUGUGUAUUUAAAGCAUCUUUGUAAAAUAUUAUUGCCCAAAUAUUCACUAUUAUAUAUAGUGAAGGAAUACAAGUCUUUGCCAUUCGUUUUGGAGGCUUUAUUCCUGAGUUGCUUUUGCCUAUUUUUUGUACACAUACAAGUAUCCACGCGAUUACUCUGCUCGUCAACACCUUGUAUAUAUUGGUUUGCAGCAGAUUAUAUGCCAAAAACGUUCGACCAAAUCAGAUUUCGCUCAAAGAUAGGAUUAAUAGUGCAGUGGUUCGGAAUUUAUUAUGUACUGGGCGCCAUACUAUUCAGCAAUAAUUUCCCGUGGACCUAAGUUAAUGAAUAAGUAAAUAAUAUAUUUAUUAGAAAAAUUAUCAUUAAUGAAUGCCUAUUGUACCAUUGACUUAGUCAAUCGUAAUUAUAUUAAUAAUUAAAAUUGUUAAUUUGUGUAUAAGACUGUUAUUUUGUAUUAAAAAUUUUAAAUGAUUAAAAAUUAAUUUUAAAAGCAAGCUAGUUACAUUUAUUGGCAAA